AUGUAUAGGUGGUCCAACGAUAUUUGCUUAGACGGUGGAAUAAUGAUUGGCAAUAAAUACGUUACAACGAUUGGUCCACCAAAAGGUUUUAUUGGCAAAGCAAUUGCACAACUAAUCAUUGAUCUAAAGUGGUCCUCUUUUCUCAUCCUUUAUAGUAAUCCUAAAGAUUUAAUGGAGAUGAAAGAAUUGCUAAAUGAACGUUCGCUGUCGUAUUCGCUACAAAAAUCGGGUGCUAUUAUUCGGCAAAUGCCGGAAAAUACUGAUGCUUACCACACUUUCCUCGAGGAUAUUCGUGAACUGGGAGAAACAAAUAUCGUAUUCUAUUCAAAGGAUAUCGACUCUAUAACCACAUUUUUUAAACACGCAAAGAGAGCCAAAUUGACUGAAUCACGGUUUGAAUACGUUCUUAUGGAUUUGGAUGUUCACCUACUUGGCGACUUUUUUACGAGUGAAGAAGGAUUUGAAUGCAAUGUUACCAGUUUGCGAAUUAUUAAAACCGAGUCUCCAAUUGAGACUGGAUUAGGUUUGACAAUGGAUGCUGUCAGUGUUAUUGGAACUACAAUUUUAUCGCUAAAAGCAUCUGGCAAUGAAAUAUUAACUUUUCCUCUAUUGUGUGAUGGAGGCUCUGUAUGGAAUGAUGGUGAAAAAUUAAAUUCUGCAAUAAAUAAUGUUUUCCUUGAAUCAGAAAGGUCUGGAAUUUUACAGUUCGAUAAAAAUUAUGAACGCUCUAAAUUGAUGGCAAGUGGAUUUAGAAUAAUGAACGAUGAGUUUACAAUGGUUAGCUACUGUGAAGUUUAUUUCGAAAUAAAUUUUUCUCCAUGUUGA
Dracunculus medinensis (Guinea worm) is the source of this 825-nucleotide messenger RNA. The record is from the annotation of a GenBank genome assembly. NCBI's taxonomy places the organism in Eukaryota, Metazoa, Nematoda, Chromadorea, Rhabditida, Dracunculidae.